Messenger RNA from Spodoptera frugiperda (fall armyworm), 2737 nucleotides. RefSeq names its product gelsolin-like. Bases 95 to 1150 code for a protein of 351 amino acids. NCBI's taxonomy places the organism in Eukaryota, Metazoa, Arthropoda, Insecta, Lepidoptera, Noctuidae. Gene Ontology annotation, cellular component: cytoplasm; actin cytoskeleton. The transcript has 11 exons. Gene Ontology annotation, biological process: barbed-end actin filament capping; actin polymerization or depolymerization; actin filament severing. Gene Ontology annotation, molecular function: actin filament binding; phosphatidylinositol-4,5-bisphosphate binding. The record is from RefSeq and is a predicted model, not a curated record.
AACAAAACGCGACAGAACGAUUCAGUUCACAUUUGACAGUCGCGAGCGACGCACGCCUGUGUCAUUUCGGAACUUAAGACAAAAUCAAAUCACCAUGCCAGAAGUACACCCCGCGUUCGCCAAUUCUGGCAAGAAAGCUGGAAUUGAAGUCUGGAGGAUUGAGGAUUUUGAGCCAGUAGCUGUUCCGAAAUCUCAUCAUGGCAACUUUUACUCUGGAGACUCAUACAUCGUUCUUAGUACGACAGGAUCAGAAGACCGAUUGGCCUGGGACAUCCACUUCUGGUUGGGAAGCAAGACUUCGCAGGAUGAAGCCGGAUCAGCUGCCAUGCUGACCGUCAAUAUGGAUGAUGAGCAGUUCCACGGAGCUGCUGUCCAACACAGAGAGGUCCAGGGUUACGAAUCUAGGCAGUUCCUGGACUAUUUCCCGCCUGCAAUCAGGUACCUGGACGGAGGCCACGCGUCUGGCUUCAACCACGUCACAAUCAAUGAGGGAGCUGAACAGAGACUGUUCCAGAUUAAGGGCAAAAGAAAUGUUCGAGUUAAGCAGGUGGAUGUCAAAUUCGAGUCUCUCAACAAAGGCGAUUGCUUCAUCCUGGAUGUGAACCACGAAAUAUACCUGUAUGUUGGAGAGAACGCCAAGAGUGUGGAGAGACUGAAGGCCAUCACAGUGGCCAACCAGAUCAGGGAUCAGGAUCAUAAUGGCAGGGCCAGCAUUGAGAUUAUUGAUGCGGAUUCCAAGGACAGUGAUUACGAGAAGUUCUUCGAGGCUCUGGGAUCUGGAGACAAGGACUCCGUGGCUGAGGCGGACGAGGGUGGUGAUGAUGAGGAGUUCGAGCGCGGUGCUGACGUGGAGGUGACCCUCAGUGAAAUCUCCGAUAGCUCCGGCUCCAUCAGGAUCACCAAGCUGUCUCCCCCAUUCACACAGGAUCUCCUGAACACAAAGGAAUGCUACAUCCUGGAUACUGGAAGCCGCAGCGGUAUCUACGUGUGGGUCGGACGUCAAUCUAAUGAAAAGGAAAAGUCCGAGGCUAUGAAUAAGGCUGAACAGUACCUUAAGACUCACGACUAUCCAUUCUGGGUUCACGUAACCAGGGUCCCGGAAGGUGUGGAGCCGACAGCCUUCAAACAGAACUUCCAAGAUUGGAAUUAAUUUUUUACAUAUUUUUAUACAACACAACAACUCCACUCAUUUUUGUAAGAACAAUUGGUUCAAUAGAAAUUUUUGAUACAAUGUAUAAAACAAAGUCGUAUCUAUGUAUGUAUGUGAUCCGCCUUCAAAAUUUAAUGUGGCAACCUCAAUUUUUUUAAGUCGGGUAAUAUACCCAAAACCUUUUUCUAAAAAUUACAUAGAAAGGCGUUACUUUGCGGAAAUCCAAUUAUAACAACAAUACAGUAAGAUUUUUAGUUUUUAUAUAUACAUAGUAAAAGUGGAAUUAAAACUUCCCAAAGUCUAAAAAUGACUUUACUGAAAACUACAUCAAUAUUUGUUCAGCCAAACGCGAGAUAUUCGCGCACAAAUAUACAUACAUACAGGUCAAACUAAGAACCUCCUUUUUUUGAAGUCGGUUAAAAAUUAAGUACUCAACCACGCACAUUAUAACAUGAGGAUCUCUAAAAUUUUUGGACAUACUAGUCAUACAUAAUAGUUAACUGGUGAAGUCGGGUUCGAUUCCCGAGUCAAGUAUUUUAAUUUCGUGAUUUUUGUUUAGUAUUGCUUAGCAAUAGAUAUAAUCUUUUUUAUUAUAAUAAUGGGACUUUUAACAUAAUUGGCGAAAAGAAAUACAUAUAUUCAUGUUUUUCUUUAAAAAACGUUGCCCCACACUAAGAUUUUCACCUGUGUCGUAGGUGCGUUUACAAACAUUCAAUUUCACAUUGUACAGUGGCAUUAAAUAUCGUAAUGUGCAAGUGUACCUCUGCCUACCCGUUUAGGCAUAAAAGGCGUGAUGUUACAAAGAGUUGCUCUGUGCGGGGGAAUCGAACCUGCUACACGUUGCGCGGCAGCCGAUUACCUGUGCAGUCGAAUAUUGAUAGUUACCUAUAAUAUUCUAUAAUAUUGCUAGCUCCAACGUCACGCCUUUAUUCCCGAAAGGGUAGGCAGAGGUGCACAUUACGGCACGUAAUGCCGCUAUACAAUGUACUAUAUUAAUACAAUAUACUGCCAACUCCUUUCAAGUAAAUAGUCGUUAUGUUAUGGUCCCUUAUACAUGCACAAACUUGCAUUACCUAUUAAUUGCAUUUCUACAUAAUAAUAAUAAUAUAUUAUUUUUUCUUUUAUUUCGAAUAUUACUCUUAAUAUAGAUCUAUCUCACAAUAUCUGAUUGAUUUUUAAUGUCGCUUUAACUGAAAUUAUAAUAUAUUAUAGUUACUUUUGCCCGUGACUUCGCCCGUGUUAAAUAGUCUUAUUAUUAUUGGAAUAGUCUUGUUAUUAAUGGAAUUUAUCAAAAUGUACCUUAAAUUCCUAACCCCCAUAAGACCGGCAACGCACUUGUAAAGCCUCUGGUGUUUCAAGUAUCCAUGGGCGGCGGCGAUUGCUUACCAUCAGAUGAUCGGCCCGCUCGUUUGGCCUAUUCAAAAAAAAAAAAAAUCAAUAGUCAGAUAUUGUGGAAUAAGUCUUAAAAAAAUGUACUUAUUUUUACUAAUAAUACUUUUGUGAUUUUGUAUUUUUAAUUAAUUUUAUUUUAUCGUUAAAUUAUAAUAAUGAUAUUUUAAUCGAAUACAGUAUUUUUUAUAAAAAGUC